Penicillium lagena is the source of this 1770-nucleotide messenger RNA. RefSeq lists its product as uncharacterized. The record is from RefSeq and is a predicted model, not a curated record. Lineage: Eukaryota; Fungi; Ascomycota; Eurotiomycetes; Eurotiales; Aspergillaceae. The annotation marks the transcript as partial. The transcript has 2 exons.
CCAGCCAUUCGGUAUCACCAUGACUUGUCCACCACUGUCAGCGAGGACGCAAAUGCCAGACCUUCGCCUUCCGAAUUGCUUCGGUUCUCUGUAACUGGCGCAAUUGAACCACGGUAUGAGCCACAGCCAAACCUGCACUUGCAGGAGAGACUUCGUGGCCUGUUCGACCAAGAGUGGACUUCCACCCCCCAGCAAAAGAAGCAAACAUUCAUCUUGAACAACACCUCUCGCCUCUCCACGUUAAGAAACAUUGUUGAAAGAUAUGUGCAGGAUAGGCAAGGAGCUCAAUUCCUGCAGAGCGAGGACUGCCGUCUUCUUUCUCAUGCUCUCCGACGUUGUGUGCGACAUUACCCAGAGGCCGAUGUUGUUUUGGUAUUGCGUGACAUUAUUGCAAGGCUUCAAAAGAUUGAGGCGCCUAUUCUGCCUCAACUCUACGCGUUGGGGAUGCGUUAUGCGCUGCUCUCUCUGGACGCUUCAGCCCUCGCACACUUUGUGAAGGGCUUCAGUCGCCAGGGGCAUCGGAAAUUGAAUGAUAAAAUGAGCACAAUGGUAGCCGAACCCGGCUCCAAAAUCCUUUCUGCUGCCUAUCUUGAAGAUCCACGUUACGAUCCAAGUCCUAUGCUUGCCGUGAUCACGGGCGAAGGAGAAAAAGGGUCGCAGAGCCAAGUCAGACUCCACGAUCUCAUGGAAUGGAAUGUCUGUUAUAUUCAGAUACUCGCAAGACUAGGGAGUCGGGCACCGUUGCACAACGCAUGGAGCUACUUAAUGGACCAUGGACCUGGGGAAGCCCCGAGUGAUCAAAUUCGCGAUCUAUGGUUUUCCUGCUAUUCCGUCGUUUCAAAUUUGAUUUACGCUGGACGUUCCACAACGGCUCUGAACUUUCUUAAGGACAUUGCUCAACGCAACGGUAACAGACUGCCUUAUAUCCGCAGAUUCAACUCACUGCGGACUCUGCUCGAUGAUCCGAUUGUGGGCGAAGGGUUACCCCAUCUGAUCACGGAAUAUGAGUACGUUCGGAUAUUGGAGAGAGAGGUCUCCAACAUGGAGCAAAGGAUGGGCAUUGAGUGGGAUGGCGAGCGUCAAACCCAUACUGCCCCCAGUUUCGCCGAGUCUACGAGACCGCCGCCAUUUGGUGACGAACCACUCAUCACGAUCGAUGGCGACUGCCAGGGAUACGACAAUCAGAGGCGUUUGUUUCACGAGCUCGAAGCGUCUAUGUUUUCCAAAUCACCGGAAUCCUGGGGUCGGACUGUGGACAUACUAAACGAUUGCGACGAGCGACCUUGCCACUUUGCCGACCCCACUGUCAAAAAUGCCCCUUGGCAGGUUCGUUUCUCACCUCAACACUCGCCAAUUGAGUUCUCGGAUUCCCAGCUUCCCGACUCACACGACACGUCUAGACCCUGGACUCCGUCUACCUUGGGGUUAAUGCGCGCUCAUCGGAUUCUGAAUGGUGUUCCUCAGAUGGGACAUCACUGUUUACAUCUGAUGCAACUGGGGACAAUGGAGGUUCAACAUUUUGAAAACAGCCCAUGGGAGCGUACCGGAUAUAUCGUGACCUGGGAUCGCAUAAACGGCAAUUUUCUCGCCGUCAAUGUCGGGCAGAGCACGGGAAUGAUUGAUCCCGGACCGGUACCAAAAUCCGGCCCGUUUGGAUCGGUGAUGCCUCUCAUGUUUGAGGACAGGCCGUACAAAGGAAAACUGCAAGUCGGAUGGUUUGCAGCCGAUCUUUACCUGGACAUAGAUCCGAGCCCCGAUCUUGGCUUUUGA